Calidris pugnax (ruff) is the source of this 1937-nucleotide messenger RNA. RefSeq names its product procollagen C-endopeptidase enhancer 2 (gene PCOLCE2). Gene Ontology annotation, molecular function: protein binding. The record is from RefSeq and is a predicted model, not a curated record. Lineage: Eukaryota; Metazoa; Chordata; Aves; Charadriiformes; Scolopacidae. The transcript has 9 exons. The coding region runs from base 1 to 1353 and encodes 450 amino acids.
AUGGCCGGCACAAACACUCCCACUGUGCCACCUGAGGACAGGGCGCCGCAGGAGGCAGCGGGGUUUGGGGCUACCCCGCUCCGCGCCCCCCCAGACCCCGAGGGCGCAAAAUACGCGGUGCGGGGGGGGGUGUCCCCCGGGGGCCCAAGCUGCAGCACCGCCGCCCGCCUCCCCCGGGAGGCACCGGGGCCUACAUUUGCAUGUGGAGGAGUUGUAUCUGGAGAGUCAGGGUUUAUUGGGAGUGAAGGAUUUCCCGGAGUCUACCCUCCAAACAGCAAAUGUACUUGGAAAAUCACAGUCCCAGAAGGAAAAGUGGUGGUUCUUUCUUUUAGAUAUCUAGACCUGGAAAGUGACAACUUGUGCCGAUAUGAUUUUGUGGAUAUAUACAACGGCCAUGCCAAUGGACAACGCAUCGGCAGGUUCUGUGGUACGGUGAAACCAGGUGCCCUUGUAUCCAACAGCAAUAAAAUGUUGGUGCAGAUGACUUCAGAUGCUAAUACUGCUGGAAGUGGAUUCAUUGCAAAGUUUUCUGCAGCAGAACCACAUGAAAGAGGGGAUCAGUACUGCGGGGGACGACUGGAGAAGCCCUCGGGGUCCUUCCAAACGCCCAACUGGCCAGAGCGAGACUACCCAGCGGGAGUCACCUGCUCCUGGCACAUCGUCGCCCCGAAGAACCAGCUAAUAGAGUUAAAGUUUGAGAAGUUUGAUGUGGAGAGAGACAACUACUGCAGAUACGACUAUGUUGCAGUGUUUAAUGGUGGGGAAAUCAAUGAUGCUAAAAGAAUUGGGAAGUACUGCGGAGACAGUCCACCAGCGCCUAUUCUGUCUGAGAGAAAUGAGUUGCUCAUUCAGUUUUUGUCUGAUUUAAGCUUAACAGCUGAUGGUUUUAUUGGCCAUUAUAAAUUUAGACCAAAAAAGUUACCCACAACUACAGUUCCACCUACUACUACAACAGUCCCUGCUACCUCAAUUGUGAAACCAACAGUUGCCCUGUGCCAGCAGAAAUGUAAGAGGAGUGGGACUCUCGAAAGCAAUUAUUGUUCAAGCAACUUUGUAAUAACUGGAACUGUAAUCACAGCAAUAGCGCGGGCUGGCAGUCUGCAUGCAACAAUAUCAAUCAUUAAUGUAUAUAAGGAAGGAAAUUUAGCAAUUCAACAAGCUGGCAAGAGUAUGAGUGCCAAGAUUAUUGUUGUAUGUAAGCAGUGUCCUCUCAUCAGAAGAGGUUUAAACUACAUCAUCAUGGGCCAGGCAGAAGAAGACGGUAGAGGCAAAGUCUUUCCCAACAGCUUUGUCAUGAGUUUUAAGACUAAGAACUCAAAGGUCCUAAAUGCCUUGAAAAACAAAACAUGUUAAAACUAAACUCUGCAGCUGCAUUCUAUCAUCUCUCUUGAAAAAUAAUUUUCACUUAGUAUAAGUCAUGAAAAAUACAACUGACUGUCAACAUUAAGACCACGCUCACCCGUUCUUCCCUCCCACCCACCUAAGCACGCCCUGGCACAAAGUGGUACCCAUCCCAUGUACCUACCACGAUAAGAACAGACCCUCCUAAGUCUUAAAGCCAAAGAUUUGCAGCACAGCCAUCUGAUCUCAAACGUACCAAAAUUCCAAUUACUUGGAAUCUGUUAAUUUAUAAUUGUCCAAUUUUUUAAGGAGUUGUGUAUGUAAAAUAAGAAUUCUAAGUGCAAUAUUUAUAGUAACUCAUUUUAACGUAGCUUUUUCUCUAAAGUUUUUUAUUACAUGGAUUUCUGCAUUAUUAUCUGUGCUUAAUAAAGUAUUUUAAGAUUAAAUCAUACACCAACUAGUUAUUCAUUAUGUAUGAAGUGGGGCAGGCUAAACAUAGAAACUGGGGUUUUUGAUCAUUUACAUGCUUUUGAUGGUUUGGGUCUUGCACAGUAUGACUGACACGUCCUUGCUGAUUAAAAGCCUGAUUUUCCUUC